Neoarius graeffei (lesser salmon catfish) is the source of this 668-nucleotide messenger RNA. RefSeq lists its product as uncharacterized. NCBI's taxonomy places the organism in Eukaryota, Metazoa, Chordata, Actinopteri, Siluriformes, Ariidae. The coding region runs from base 9 to 335 and encodes 108 amino acids. The transcript is spliced from 4 exons. The record is from RefSeq and is a predicted model, not a curated record.
AAGAGACCAUGAUGCGUGUUGCGUUGAUGAUGGUCCUGCUGGGAGGUGUGUUUGCAGCGCCGUUUGUGAACCCGGAGCAAGCGAAACGUUUUAUCCGUCAGAAGAGGCAGAUCGACUACUGGGACCCCAAUCACCCUCAGAACGUGUGGGGCUACACGGUGCAGGAACAGGUUAAUGAGUACUGGACUGCGUUGAUGACAGGCGCUCAGUAUUACGUGGACAUGGGAAACCUGGUGUUUGAUCGCUCUGUGGCUGAUGAGAACUACAGGAUGUACAUGGAAAUGCUGAGGAAUGCAAGAGCACACCUCGACACCAUCACCGGCAGACAGCGAUAGAUCAGAAGGAUUGGACGGUGAUGGAUGAUUUGGUGAUUGAUCACUCUGCUGAUUCAGUGCCUGAUGGUGGAGCUGCUUCCUCUUUGUUGGAUUUUUUUUUUUUUUUUAAAGUGUAGAACUGCAGAAAUGUCUGCACCAGAGGCUCAUAUCAGCUCAGUCUGUUCAUCAUUUUAUUCUGUUCCAUCUCAUAACACACACCUGAGACGCAGGUUACCUGAUGUUGGUGUGUUUGGAGCUCGAGCAGAUCACAUUGAUGAAUAUGGAUUGAGAUCCUUUGGUCUUUAGGUAAUGUUUUUGAACAGAAAAAUAAUAAAUUCAUAUUAUCUCCCUGCA